AUGAGGGCAAAUUUCCACGGCGCCUUGUUUCUCGGGCUCGAGUUAUUGGCACUCGCCCAGGCCGCCACCACAAAAAACCAUGUCAAUAAGCCAGUAAAACGAGGAUUACUGGCGGACAUUCUAGAUCAGCUAUCGGGCCAAAAGGGGGCGAAUGACGACCAGAAGACUGUCACCGAGACAAUUCUGAAAACUAUCACGGUUGGAGAUGGCGGAGCAGCGGGCGGUAACGGAUCGACUCCCAUGACCGUCACAGUCACAGCGCCAGCGCCAGCGGUAGAUCCAGCAGCAGGAGGAGGGCAACCCUCAUUUGUAACGACGACGGUUGUCGAUACCGCCCCCAUUCCGACAGUGACAGUCACGACGACUGUGAUGCAGAUGAUCCCAUGUGGAACGACUACUGCGGCCGCCGUUCCCCCAGCUGUGCCAUCCUCCAUCGCCUCUUCCGCUGCGGCUGCCGUCUCGUCGCCGCCACCAGCAGUAGAAGCACCAGCGGCUACUACCGUACCACCGCCACCACCGCCGCCGCCCACUAUCACUCCGUCAUCCCCCACUGUCACUCCGUCAUCGAAUCCGGUGCCACCCCCUGCUGCCUCGACUCCAUCCGUUGAGACCGCGCAACCUACACCAACAACUAUCCCUGCUACGACUCCGAGUAUCCCCACGUCAAUGACGAGUUUGAUGACUAUGCCACUCCAACAAUCUACUGAACCGGCUGCCUCACCGAGCACCGCCGCGUCCUCACUGGCUCUUCCGCUAGAAGUAGAUACGAGUACUCCCGUUGCCGCGGCGCCUGCAGUAGUAGUCACGCCACCCCCAGGGGAUGUAGCCAACGCCGGUGUCAUCGAGGGUCCCUCCAUCAACCUGAGUGGCUUAACGUUAAACAGCAUUCUCAACCUCGGCAAUCUUGUCACGGUCACCAUCGUCCCAUAG
This is a messenger RNA of Pseudomassariella vexata, 930 nucleotides long. RefSeq lists its product as uncharacterized. The transcript has 4 exons. Lineage: Eukaryota; Fungi; Ascomycota; Sordariomycetes; Amphisphaeriales; Pseudomassariaceae. The record is from RefSeq and is a predicted model, not a curated record. The coding region runs from base 1 to 930 and encodes 309 amino acids.